Messenger RNA from Baudoinia panamericana UAMH 10762, 1599 nucleotides. RefSeq lists its product as uncharacterized. The coding region runs from base 329 to 1285 and encodes 318 amino acids. The transcript has a single exon. Gene Ontology annotation, molecular function: 4-hydroxy-tetrahydrodipicolinate synthase activity. The record is from RefSeq and is a predicted model, not a curated record. NCBI's taxonomy places the organism in Eukaryota, Fungi, Ascomycota, Dothideomycetes, Mycosphaerellales, Teratosphaeriaceae.
UAGGCUUGAGGGACAAUGUUCUUUGUACACACCGCUUGUCAUUUGCACACACACACAGAGAGAGAGAGAGAGAGAGAGAGAGAGAGAGAGAGAGAGAGAGAGAGAGAGAGAGGAAUCGAGAAGCUCUACCGACAUAUAGAGAGUCAGUCGUGAGGGAAACAUUGGAUCUUUUAUGUCUCGGGUCAUUCACUGCCGAGCGGCUCGGCAUCUGCUCGUACCUGCCGAUUUCGGCCAAGUUUACUCUAUCCCAUCCCCAUAAAGCAGCAUCUCGGCAUUAUGGCAACUUGCGAUAGUUUAACAGCAGCUCAUUGCACGUUGAAACGUUACGAUGAACGGACACGCAAGCAACCAACCUCACGUCCCCGUGGCCGGUGUGUGGGCGCCAGCGAUCACCUUCUUCGACCCAGAAACCGACGAGCUCGAUCUCGCCUCUCAAACGAAAUACUACAAGUACCUUUCCCAGCAUCUCACCGGGCUCGUAAUCCUUGGAACGAACGCGGAGACCUUCCUGCUGACCCGCGAUGAACGAGCAACCCUCCUUAAGACCGCUCGAGAAGCAGUCGGCCCCGACUAUCCCAUGAUGGCCGGAGUAGGCGGCCACAGUACGAAACAAGUCCUCGAAUACAUCGGCGACGCAGCAGCGGCUAAAGCAGACUACGUACUCGUUCUUCCAUGUGCCUACUUUGGUAGACAAACGACGGGCAAAGUUAUUAUGAACUUUUACGAUGAGGUAGCGACGAAGAGUCCGUUACCGAUCGUCAUCUACAACUUCCCAGGCGUCUGUAAUGGAGUUGACAUUGACUCGGACGUUAUGACCGCUCUGGCGAAGAAGCACAAGAAUAUCGUCGGCGUCAAGCUCACCUGCGCCUCCGUCGGUAAAAUCACACGACUGGCUGCCACUUUCACCAACUCGGAAUUCGCGAUCUUUGGCGGACAAUCGGACUUUCUCCUCGGCGGAAUGGCUGUCGGUUCCGCCGGUACAAUCGCCGGGUUCGCCAACGUCUUCCCGAAGACGAUCCGGCGAAUCUACGACCUCUACACGCAGGGCAAGCACCAGGAAGCGAUGAAGAUGCAUCGCGUGGCGGCGUUGGCGGAGAGUCUGACUAAGGCGGGGAUCGCGAGUACCAAGUUUGCCGCGAGCUUGACGAGCGCGAAGAGUGCUGGGAUUGAGGGGGCGGAGGAGAAGUUGAGGCCGAGGCGACCGUAUGACCCGCCUAGUGAGGAGGGGAAGAGGGAGAUUAGGGCUGGGAUGGAGGAGAUGAUGAGGAUUGAGUCAUCACUGUAAUAUUUCCGUGUGUGAAUUGGAGCAAGGAAGCGAGCAGCCAUCCUGAGCGCAUUGUCGGCAGCUCGCUGAGUAAUGCAUAACGGAACGGCACUUCACUUUCCACUUGUGCCGUCGUCCUGCAUCUUUUUGGGAGACGGACGCGCUCGUUCGACUACCGGUCUCGCGUGUCGAGUCAUGUCCACAGUCAUGGUGCCGCUUUAUCUCCAGCUUCGUGGGGCGGAACGUGGAUUGUCUGGAGCUGAAGUGGAGUUUCUCGACCCCAGAAUCGAGGGGCAGAACUAAUUGCCGAAGAUCAGCGCGGGAUCCAGGUCCGU